Mobula hypostoma (lesser devil ray) is the source of this 5226-nucleotide messenger RNA. RefSeq lists its product as uncharacterized. The coding region runs from base 1294 to 3822 and encodes 842 amino acids. NCBI's taxonomy places the organism in Eukaryota, Metazoa, Chordata, Chondrichthyes, Myliobatiformes, Myliobatidae. The transcript is spliced from 5 exons. The record is from RefSeq and is a predicted model, not a curated record.
CAACACACAGUGAAAUGGAUCAUUUUGUGUCAACGACCAACACAAUCUGAGGAUGUGGUGAGGGCAGCCCGCAAGAGUCGCCACGUUUCCAACACUGACACAGCAUGCCCACAACUUACUAACCCUAGCCCGUAGGUCCUCGGAAUGCAGGAGGAAACCAGAGCUCCCGGAGGAAACCCACACAGCCACGGGAGAAUGUACAAAUUCCUCACAGAGAGCAACAGAAGAUGAACCCCAGUCAGUGACCUCUGGUGCGGUGAAGUGUUACGCUUUUGUGUAGAUAAACCCAUCCCAAUUUAUAUUAGAUUUCCAGCAUUGAUGUUAAUUUCUUUUAUCUUUUCCCCUAACAAAGCCAUAUUGCAUACAGUACUUUAAUGGUGUCCAUACCCUGUGUAUGCAGGUACGCCCAAUAACUUAACAUCCUACCACCCAGCUUCACCUAUCACCUUCCAGCUAGUCCUCCUCCCCCCUCUCUGGAGUCUUCCUGCUUCCUUUCCAGUCCUAAAGGGUCUCGACUCAGAACGUCGACUGUUUAUUCCUUUCCAUAGGUGCAGCCUGACCUGCUGAGUUCCUCCAGCAUUUUGUGUGUGUUGUGUCGCUCUGCAUUUCCAGCAUCUGCAGACUUUCUCCGGUUUUUGACUAAUCCCUGCCCUGGGAGGGUGGACAGACGUCAGGCGCUCACUGUUCACGGCAGGAACCGCUCCGGAAUCUGGAGUAUUCUCGGAGAUGAUCACGCUGAGCCACUUCGCUCAGAACUCUGGAAUGUAGACGAUCAGGUCCCCGGCUGGUUUUCCCAGCGCUCUCCGGUGUCGGCUGCGAGGGGGCAGUGCAGAUACUGUACCGUGCAGCUCAGAGGCGAGUGGCGUCGUCAGAGAGGCAGGCACGGGGACACGCGAGUUUAGAGAGGGCGCAGGAACAAGGUAGUUUUCAGGGAGGGGAAGGGAAAGGUAGUUGAAAGAGAGGGGAGGCUGAGUUUAGAGAGGGAAACAGUCACGGAGAGCGAGUUUAAAAGGGAGGGGAAGAAAGAGUGAAGGAGAUUGCCGGAGAUUUCAGAGGGGAGAGACUGAGUUUGGGAGGGGGGGAGAGCGAAUAGAGGGGCGGUUUAAGGAGAGGGAGACGGCUUAGGGAGAGAGUGUGUUUACAGAGAGCUGAGUUGGCGUGAGGAGGGAAAGUGACCGACUGACGGGCAGGCGAGGUGCGCUGCAGGUGCGGAGGGACUGGUUCGCGUCCGGCUCCGGCUCUGGUUCUGGUUCUGGUUCUGGAAGCGAUGCGCUGCAGCGCGGACGUGCGGCGAUGAGAAAGUCGGGGCCGGGAGAGACCCUGAGCCGGCUGUUGCGGAGGCGGAGCUCGCCCUCGCUGUACACGGUGGCCCCGGUGUCGGACCGGGAACCUGAUAAACUGAAUGAGAUCUCAGUGCUGACGUCUGGGGAAGGGGCACCAAAUGCGAUCGUGGACUCCGGAACUGCGAAAGUGAAGCAGAGACCAACUGUCAAGCUUGGCAUUCCUUUCCUUGAUCGGCCAAAACCUGCAGUGCCAACUCCAAACCUGCAAGAUCAGAUGUUGCUUUCGAAGAUCCCAAGAACAAUGAUUAUCACAGGUAAUGACGGGAAGUCCAGCAUUGACCAACCAAUCCUCGGAGGCUAUGGCAACGGAAUCGCCAGCGCAGACGAUGAGUGGAUCCCACCCCCUCCUCCCAUGGCUCCCCCACCUCCCCCGCCACCUCCAGUGCAGAGUCCGCACAGCGGCCACCUGCCGUACGAUUUGACUGUCCCACCGCCACCCAACAUGGCCCCACCCCCGCCACCCCCUCACCACUCCAGCCACCUGCAGCAGCACCCAAACCUCCCGGCACCCAGUCCACUCCCUGACAACAUCCACCUGCCGGCCCCAGCGGCGAUUCCUCUGGCACCCCCCCUGUCCGCUCCCCCAGCGCCCCCCCUUUCUGCUCCCCCAGCACCUCCGCUGAUGGCCCCUCAAAAAACCCUUCCAACAACUGGCCAGUACCCCAGGGCAACCCCCCCUGUUCUUCCGCCAAGUGACUACGUUAAGGUGCACAGUGAAACCUCAAGGGCCAGUCACAUUAGGCCCCCUAAAAAACAGCCCCCUCCUCCCCCGCAGAGGGAUCUAACGCACCCCCCGAAACCUGAGCGACACCCGCCAUUUGGGCCCAACUCUUCGCAGAUCGCCAUCUCGAACACCAUUUCCUUUCUGGCUGACCCACCUGAGCCAUCAAAGGUUGCAUCCACCUUCAACCCCAAGGCGACAGCGAAGCUCUACGGGUUCUCCGAUCCGGUUAGUGGGCCGGAAGCCUCGGCGGAAAGUGACCGCAAGGUGAGAGGCAAAUCUACGAUCGUCAUGCAAGAUGCCAAGCCCUUCUCAGUGGAGUCUGCUAUGCACCAGAAGGUGGUGAUAGAAGGAAGUGGUGAAUAUCCAGUCAUGAGCAAAGCACAGGCAGAUUCCAGUGCAUCCAGACCGCAGAAACCAGCUCGCAGGAACCAGGCAGUGGUUCAGCCCAAAUCAGGACCAAACAUUCCCGCCUACCUGCCUGUGGACUACCUUGUCUCAGGUCCGACUGAAAACCAUUGGAAUGGUAACACUGAUGUUCAACAGGCGGGCUCAAACCAAGUUCAGGAUUCAAACAACAAUCAAACUUUCACCAAUCUGCCCAUUUCUGGGAAACCGAGGGAAGAAGAGAGAGGAGAGUCCAGCGAAGCGAGUGACUUUGGAAGCCGGAAUUCCUCAGGAAGUGGCUUGUCAGAUUUCCCGUAUGUCAAGUUGAGCGCCCCGGCAGCCAGAACCGCAGAUUUACCAGAUUCUUUGUCAGAACCAACUCAACGGGGCUUGAAGCACAGUGCUGAAGCACGCUCACCGCUGGCCCUUCUAAUGGCUGCCAAGCAGCGAGACCUGAAAAACAAAACUCCCAAAUCUCCCUCGGAUGCCCCGACCCUAUCCAUGGGGGGCACUCGGUACAUUAAGUCAACCAAUCCAAAUUCGUUCCAAAUUAUGCCACGAUCGACUUACCAGAAGCAGUUGUUACUGGGAGAGCAAGACAUUACGACACCAAGCGAGGAUGGAGAUGGUGACGUUCCUCCCGGAGGUGCAGAAAGGAGCCUGAACUUGUCUGAGUUUUCCUUCCCCAGGGUUACUGAACUCGAGAGCUCCCACAAAGACGAAGACAUGUCCUCACUCUUGCUUCCGCCUCCUCCUCUCUUCAGUGACGAAGACAACGAAGAAUUCCCACUCCCGUUCCUGCCGCCGCCUGCGGAAUUUUCCAACGACGAUGACAAUGGGAGUGCUUCCAUGGAAUCGGAGCGAGAAGGAGGCAGGUCAGACAGCUCUAGCCCCUCUGUACAAGGACCUACCUAUGAAAGGGGUGGUCGCUGGACAUCCCCUCACCGUAACAGCCCAGCCAGUGUAAGCACCCACCUCACUAACAGACCAUCAAUAAAUGCAUCAUCUUCUGUCUCAAACUCCAAUGGAUUGAAGCCAUUACUGGCACCAAAGCCCAGCAACGCAGCCCUGAAUACAAGUUCCAGCAAACUUCAUAUUUCCAACCACCUUCUGGCUAAAGCACACGACAGAAAUGUGCCAAGACUGGAGCAGAAGCAAUCAGAGGCUAGAAUAUCACCGAACGGUCUGUUGGCGAAGAGUAAUCUUAUUGGUGAACUGCAGUCCAAGGUGCAGACUUUAAGCACCCAGUCAGAUGCGGGGUCUAAAAGCUUCCACAGUACAAAAUUUUCACAAUUUCAUGGAAAGACCUUCACGGUCCGACCUGGUACAAAACAACCAAUUACUGUGGUCGGCACUUCAACCACCAAAUGAGCAAGCAACUAGUCUGCCAUGAAAGAUAUUUUCUGGCAGCUUCAUCUAGACAUCAGCUUGUUAACCGGAGGAUGGUGCCAACGGCUUCAAUUUUCCUGAGGAGAGGUCAAAAAUCCUGCUGACCUGAUGAGAUGGGAUGCCAGUGUGCAGAAGAUAUUUUUAGCACCGCUUGUAUUGAACUGAGGAUUAUAUAAGGUGUAUGUUAUUGACAACUAUAUUUAUUGAAGUAUCUUUCUGCACAUUUUCCCUUUUACUGGUUGUACAACACAAAAACACUAAUCUGUGUAGUAUUUUAGCAUGGUUCUGGCCCAUAAUCUUAUAACCUGUUGAUUUAACCUAAUUCCCAUGUAAACUCCACAUAGAAAAAGUACAAUUUUUGACAUAUAAUCAAUCAAAUCUCUUUUUUUUCCCACUUUUUGAACCACUGUGUAUACAUCAUGUAGGCCUGUUUUUAAGCUAAGCAUGUAACCAAUGAAAAUGUUCUGUAAUAUAUUAAAUUAUUUAUUUUUAUUACAAUUUACUUCUCAGUAAUUAGGUAUUAACUUGUACAAUGUAUCCGUCUCCGGAGCUAAGUCUGGUGAAGUGAGUCUACUUUAAUGGCGCAGAUCGUUAACGAUUGCUGUUUGCUUAGCCUGUUCUACAAUCCUCAUGUAAUUAAAUGACAAAAUUGUUCACCUUAUAACUUGUGUUAAAAAAAUCACAAUGGAAAGAAAUAUCUUUAGCUUGGGAAAGGGGUUAGCAGAAAGUGCCCUGUAUCCAACCAGAACUUUGAUAUGUAAAUUACAAGAUCAAAUGGAAUAUUUUUACUAAAUGUUAUCUUUUGUAUAAAAAUCAAAAUAUAACAAUGUAUUGUAUAUUUAGGCAAGUUUGCAUGAAUCUCUUAACUUUACUUCCUCUCUCUGUAAUAGACUAAGUCUGUGAAAAAUGCUUUGAACAAAGAUGUUGUCCUACACAGGAACAUCCCUGUUCCAUUUUAAAAGGUCAAUUAACAGUUUGGUAGGUCAGACUGAUUAAGCACUUAGUGUGCAAGGCUCUCAACGUUUACAAAGCCUUUGCCCUUCUACAUUAGUAAUGUUUGCUGUUGAUUAAAUAUAUAACGUCUCAAACAUUGGUCAAGAAUUUUGAUGAUUUUUUUAAAAAAGUCAAAACUGUUUAACUGCUUCAGCUAUAAUGCCAUAUGUAUGCCCUAGUUAUUAUCGUGCUUUUGGUAUCAUGGGUAAAAUGUGAUUUUAUACUGCCUGCCUUUCACUUCUUGAUGAAUGGGAGAACUCCAAACCAAUCAGCCUGCAUCGUUCUGACAUGCAUGGAUGUCCCAGUAACAAGACAUGGGGCAUAGAACAGCACAGGAACAGGCCCUUUGUGCUGAACCAAUUAAACGAGUAAUUAAAUGCCUUAUGUUAAUUC